GGGUUUUGCGUCGCCAUGGCGCCGCCGGACAGGCUGAGCGAGCUGCCGGACUGCCUGCUCCAGACCAUCCUCUCCUCGCUGGGCGCCAGGCAGCUCGUGCAGACGACGGCCCUCUCGCGGCGGUGGCGCCACGUCUGGCGUGGGGUGCCGCGCCUCGACAUCGACCAGCGGGAGUUCCAGGCCGCGGACGCACCGGCCGACCGCCACGGCAGGCGCGACAAGUCGCUCGAGCUCGACGAGUGGGCGAGGUUCGACGAUUUCGCCGACAACCUCCUUCUCUCGCACCACCACGGCGGCGACGGCGACGAGGACGACAACCUCCCCCUGGACGCGCUCCGCCUGCACGUCGUCGACAAACGGGAUGCCAGCCGGCGGAGGCUGCCGCUCUACGCCAGGUGGCUAGACUGGCUCCACGCCUGCCUCGACCGCUACCGGCCCGCGGCGCUCGAGAUCCACAGCGAUUUCGACAUGACCGUCGACCUGCGUCUCAUGGGCCUCCGUUCCGACCUCAGUCGCCUCAACACCUUGCGCCUCCAGGGGGUCCUGCACGCCGGCGGCUUCGGCGACGACUCCGUGUCCGUGUGCCCUCGGCUGGAGCACGUCGAGUUCACCAGCUGCGCCAUUGGUUUCGAGGGGGUGGUCACCGCCCGCACGCUCAAGACGCUCGUCAUCGACCGCUGCUGGAGGAGAGACGAUACCAAGGAGGAAGGUGCUCCGCGCCCGCGCGUCCAAGCUCCCGCCCUUGCUUCUCUGCGCCUGGUCAUGAGCUUCCAGAGUGACAUAUGGGUGUUCCAGACGCCGUCGCUCGUCGAGGCAUCCAUCCGUACCACGAGGUCCUUUGUCAACAGAGACGACGAGUAUGAGCUUCUUUGCAACCUCUAUAACGUGACAAGAUUAGAGCUGUCCGGCUUCCUGGCGCUAGACAAGAUUAGGCCGAAAAACGAAGCGCGUCAAGAUUUGCCAAAGUUUCAUAACCUGACUACGCUGCUCCUUGAUGACUGCGACUUGACCGGUGAAGUUUACAACUUGUUGGACUUGUUUCUGUACAAUGCUCCCAACUUGGAGAAACUUACUCUGCAGAACUGCAAGCUUCCGCAAGAAUGGUCCAAGUCGAAGAAGAUGUGUCUGAGCCUCAAGUUUACCGAGAUCAAUUGUCAUAAGAAGGACGAUGUUUGCCAGGUCAAUCAUUGACUUUUGGCUGGGCAUUUCAAAGAACUGCCAGAAGACCGCGAUAUCAAGUAAUCAGGUGCACUUCUCAUAUUGAUCAUAGCAGAUUACCAGGUCAGCGGGUCGCAAUAAACACUAGUGUUUUUCCGCGAAAAUGCAAAUUGCAUUGAAAAGGCAGAGUUUAGAGUUACAAGCCUCCUAGGAGAAUUUCCUUGGCAUUUCUGACAAAAUCUGAAGGUUCAGUAGUUACUGGGAGUUUGGAGUUAUUCAUAGCAGGCAUUAUCCUUUCUUAUUCCUUGAUGUCCGUUUCAAAUAUGUACAUGAAAAUUUGUGAUGCUGUGGAUGCAUA
This is a messenger RNA of Lolium perenne, 1516 nucleotides long. RefSeq names its product MEIOTIC F-BOX protein MOF-like. Gene Ontology annotation, molecular function: protein binding. Lineage: Eukaryota; Viridiplantae; Streptophyta; Magnoliopsida; Poales; Poaceae. The record is from RefSeq and is a predicted model, not a curated record.